Messenger RNA from Electrophorus electricus (electric eel), 2495 nucleotides. RefSeq names its product solute carrier family 1 member 3a (gene slc1a3a). Gene Ontology annotation, molecular function: neutral L-amino acid transmembrane transporter activity; L-glutamate transmembrane transporter activity; glutamate:sodium symporter activity. Gene Ontology annotation, cellular component: plasma membrane. The record is from RefSeq and is a predicted model, not a curated record. NCBI's taxonomy places the organism in Eukaryota, Metazoa, Chordata, Actinopteri, Gymnotiformes, Gymnotidae. Gene Ontology annotation, biological process: D-aspartate import across plasma membrane; L-glutamate import across plasma membrane; L-aspartate import across plasma membrane.
UUGGUUCUGCUCCCCUUUCAGACUCACACCCACUAUAGACUGCUCCCUCCUCUCUUCUUUCCCAACUCUCUCUCUUUCUCUCUCUCUCUUUCUCUCUCUCUCACUUUCUCUCUCUCUCUAACUGAAUAGUCACACUUUCUCUCCAGUCUCCUCUGAACUCCAGGCAGGACAGAGGUCACGCUGCUCUUCCACUUCUUGCAGACCUGUUCAGACGGAGCUCAGUACUAAAGCUGUCUACAGGUGUUGAGUGUGCAGUGUGAGGAUUGGUGCCCUCUGCAGGUAUGACUCAGAGUAACUGCGAGACACAGCAGCCCCGCAACCGCAUGAGGCAGUUACGGGACCGCAUAACUGAGCGAUCGCUCCGCAUGCGUAACAUCAACCAUCGCCAUGUCCGAGCCUUCUUCACGAAGAAUGCCUUCGUCAUCCUCACUGUCACUGCUGUCAUCAUUGGAAUAGCUCUGGGCUUCGCAUUGCGGCCCUUUAAGAUGACCUACCGUGAGAUGAAGUACUUCUCAUUUCCUGGGGAAUUGCUGAUGCGCCUGCUGCAGAUGUUAGUGCUCCCCCUGCUGGUGUCCAGUUUAAUUACAGGCAUGGCUGCCCUGGACAGUCGGGCGUCGGGGAAGAUGGGCGUGCGUGCAGUGGUGUACUACACCACCACCACCAUCAUCGCCGUCUUCAUCGGCAUCAUCAUGGUGCUGAUCAUCCACCCGGGGAAAGGAGCCAAGGAAGAGUUCAGCACAGAGCACAGUGUGGAGCAAGUGAGCCCUGCUGAUGCUUUCCUCGAUCUCAUCAGAAAUAUGUUUCCUCCAAACCUAGUACAAGCCUGUACCCAGCAGUUUAGGACCCAGUAUGGUAAGCGGGUGGUGACAGUGAAGGUGGUGUUGAAUGAGAGUGCCUCCGCUCUAGCUAAUGGCUCGGGGGCGGUCCGUUACGAGGAGGAGAUCCCAGUUCUGGGGACAGUGAAUGGCAUCAAUGCGCUGGGCUUGGUGGUCUUCUCCAUGUCCUUCGGCCUCACCAUCGGCGGGAUGAAGGAACAGGGCCAGCCCCUGCGGGACUUCUUUGACUGUCUCAACGAGGCAAUCAUGAGGCUCGUUGGCGUUAUAAUGUGGUACGCUCCUCUGGGUAUCUUGUUCCUGAUUGCGGGGAAGAUCGUAGAGAUGGAGGACCUGUCUGCCAUGGGGGGACAGCUGGGUAUGUACACCAUCACCGUCAUCAUCGGCCUCCUCAUCCAUGCCAUCCUCGUACUGCCUACGCUCUACUUGCUGGUCACACGCAAAAACCCCUUCGUGUUCAUUGGGGGUCUGCUGCAGGCUCUGGUGACUGCCCUGGGCACGUCCUCCAGCUCAGCCACUCUGCCCAUCACAUUUAAGUGUCUGGAGGAGAACAAUGGUAUUGAUAAGCGAGUGACACGCUUUGUCUUGCCGGUGGGAGCGACCAUCAACAUGGAUGGCACGGCGCUCUAUGAAGCUCUCGCUGCCAUCUUCAUUGCUCAGGUCAACAACAUGGAACUCAACUUUGGACAGAUCCUCACCAUUAGUAUCACAGCAACUGCUGCAAGCAUUGGAGCAGCUGGAAUCCCACAGGCUGGUCUGGUUACCAUGGUGAUAGUGCUGACAUCUGUAGGACUGCCCACUGAUGAUGUCAGUUUGAUUAUCGCAGUGGAUUGGUUCCUAGACCGUCUGCGAACCACCACUAACGUCUUGGGUGAUUCGAUCGGUGCAGGAAUUGUGGCGCACCUGUCCCGACAUGAGCUGCAAGCAGCUGACAUGGAGGCAGGGAACUCCGUGUGUGAAGAGAGCAACACCAAGAAGCUGCCAUACCAUCUGGUGUCUCAGGAGAGCGAGCAUGAUUGCAACAAACUCCACGACAGCGAGACCAAGAUGUAGUGGCUCCACCAGCCCCACCCUCCUGCCCUACCACACCAACCAUCUCCUACUCUCCUACCAUACUCACCUUAACCAGCCUUCAGUUUCCACACUGUCCCAUCCCUCUCUCCACCCAAACUAGUCUCAGUACUGUGAACCAGUAAUACAGCACUGUUACCCAAUUAGACAGCACUGUCACCCAGUAAUUCAGUACUGUGAACUGAUCCAGUCAUACAGAACUGUGACCCAGUAAUACAGUACUGUGAUCCAGUAAUACAGCACUGUUACCCAGUUAGACAGCACUGUUACCCAGUUAGACAGCACUGUUACCCAGUAAUACAGUACAAUGAACUGACCCAGUCAUACAGAACUGUGACCCAGUAAUACAGUACUGUGAACCAGUAAUACAGCACUGUUACCCAGUUAGACAGCACUGUCACCCAGUAAUACAGUACAGUGAACUGACCCAGUCAUACAGAACUGUGACCCAGUAAUACAGUACUGUGAACCAGUAAUACAGCACUGUUACCCAGUUAGACAGCACUGUAAUACAGUACUGUGACUGUUUUAAUGGUAACAAAACCAAUGUCAAUUUGUACAGAAAAAAAUAAAAAUGGACUGUUUUGAUCA